This is a messenger RNA of Microplitis mediator, 2617 nucleotides long. RefSeq names its product prion-like-(Q/N-rich) domain-bearing protein 25. The record is from RefSeq and is a predicted model, not a curated record. The transcript has 10 exons. Lineage: Eukaryota; Metazoa; Arthropoda; Insecta; Hymenoptera; Braconidae. Bases 57 to 2246 code for a protein of 729 amino acids.
CAUAAGACAGUUUUCAAAUUUUUUCCAGUAGACUAAAUUCCGGGUCUAAUAUCAAUAUGUUAAAAUCAAAUAAGUGGAUAUUUGCAUUGAUUAUUUGCUUUAUAAUUGUCAAAAAUUCAUCUGGGCUACCCAGGAAUUCUUCUCUUCGUGAUCAUGGAGAUGAAUGCAGUACAGAUAGCGAAUGUGCUUCAAUAAACGGUCUUUGUUCAUCUCAACAAAAAUGUGUUUGCAAACCUUUAUAUGAAUUUUCAAAUGGAAAAUGCACUGCAGCUCUUGGCGCCCAUUGUGAAGAACCUUCAGACUGUAACAUUGAAAAUGUCUCUUGUUCAGACCAGAAAUGUUUUUGUCCAGAAAACAUGCAUUUAGCUAGAAAUAAAACUUCUUGUAUAAGAACCGCUAUAGCUAUUGGUGAUUCUUGUGAACAAACUGAAGAUUGUCAGAAAGUUGAGCACUCACAUUGUUCUAGUAGUAAAUGCGAGUGUAAAAAUAAUUAUUUUGAACAGAACAAACAAUGCGUUAAAGGAAUAGGCGCAGAUUGUACAAAUAAAUCUGAGUGCAUGGUAAUUGAUUCUGAGUGUACUGGAAAUAAAUGCAGUUGCCCAAAAAAUAUGCAUUCAGCUCGAAAUGGAACCUCUUGUAUAAAAAACGCUACAGUUCCUUCCGAUUUCUGUGAAAAAGGUGACGAUUGUAGUGCCGUAAUGCAUACAAGUUGUGAAGGUAACAAAUGUGAGUGCCAGGAUCCGUAUUUUGCAAGCAAUAAAAAAUGCGUUGCAGAACUUGGCACUCCCUGCGACAAACCUUCAGAUUGUAACAUUGAAAAUGUCUUUUGUUCAGACAAAAAAUGUUCCUGUCCAGAAAACAUGCAUUUAGCUGUAAAUAAAACUUCUUGUAUAAGAAACGCUGCAGCUCCCCUCGAUUUCUGUGAAAAAAAUGAAGAUUGUAGUGCCAUAAUGCAUACAAGUUGUCGGAAAAACAAAUGUAUGUGUAAAGAUAAGUAUUUUGCAAAAUAUGGUAAAUGUGUUGCAGAACUUGGCGCACCCUGCAACGAACAUACAGAUUGUAAUAUUGAAUAUGCCAUUUGUUCAGACAACAAAUGCUAUUGCCCAGAAAUCAUGCAUUUAGCUCCAGAUAAAACUUCUUGUAUAAGAAAUGCUGCAGCUCCUGGUGAUUUUUGUGAACUAGCUCAAGAUUGUCAGAAUGUUAUGCACUCGAAUUGUUCUACUAGUAAUAAGUGCGAGUGUGUAGAGAACUAUGUGGAACAAGGCAAACAAUGUGUUGCAACAAUCGGAAUUCCGUGUAAACAAAAUAAUGAUUGUCAACUUUUGAAUACUUUAUGUCACGGAAGCACUUGUCAGUGUGAAAAGCAAUACGUUGCUUUGUCCAACAAACAAUGCGAGGAGAUUUCCAGUUACGGAAAUUCUUGUACCGAUCAAAAACAAUGUGCCUGUAAAAACUACCCCAAUUGUUUCCUGAACGAGACUUAUAUUGAUCUUGUUUGUUCCGAAAAAUGCGAAUGUCCAAACGAUUACCAUUAUAUUCCCGAAAAAUUCUCUUGUGUUCAUACUGCAAAAGCUUUAAAUGACCAAUGCGAUACCGAUGACAACUGUAAAUUUCUAAGAUAUUCAAUUUGCUCUAAUAAAAAAUGCACAUGCGCGAAAAAUCACUUUGUGCAAAACGAACAAUGCGUCAAAGGGAUUGGCGCUGAUUGUUCACGUAACAGCGAUUGUCGAGUGAUUAAUUCUCUUUGUACUGCCUCUAAAUGCAGUUGCCCAAAAAAUAUGCAUUUAGCUCUAAAUGAAACCUCUUGUAUAAAAAACGCUAUAGUUCCUUUCGAUUUCUGUGAACAAAAUGAAGAUUGUAGAGACAUAAUGCAUACAAAUUGUUUAGAUAACAGAUGUAAGUGUGAAAUUUAUUAUUCCCCGACAAAUAAAAAAUGCGUUGCAGAACUUGGCGCCCCCUGCAACAAACCUACAGACUGUAACAUUGAAAGUGUCUCUUGUUCAGACAACAAAUGUUUCUGUCCAGAAAACAUGCAUUUAGCUCGAAAUAAAAGUUCUUGUAUAAAAAACGCUAGAGCUCCCCUUGAUUUCUGUGAAAAUAAUGAAGAUUGUCAGUUCGUUAAUCAUACAAAUUGUGUGAAAGAAAAAUGCGUAUGCAAAUUUUUUUAUUUUCCGAAAAAUGGAAAAUGCGUCACAAAACUUGAGGCAAUUUUGGCCGGAAUUUGGGAUGUCAUUAAAGGAUAUUGAGACAGAGAACCAUCGGGUCAUUCAAAAAGUUGCGAAACACAAAAAAUGAAAUAGAAAUUUUGGAAAAAUGAAUUACUCGCCCCCUCCCCCCACUCUUCUUUAACAUAACCUUCAAUUUCUAUAACUGAAUUAUGAAAUAAUUACGAUAAAUUGUUGUUUAUUAAAUUUAUGUUUUAUUAAUAAUAAUUAAAGGUCAUAAAUAAUUACAAUUAAAUUACAAAUUUGAAAAAUAAAAAUAAUGAACAACUUUUUUUAACUAUUUGUGAAAAAAUAUCCUAUAUUUACAUAUUUAUUUAUUUAUCAAUUAAUUAAUUAAUUAAAAUUCUAUUAUUUAUAAACAAAUUUUAAUUGUGCGUUAAAAUAAUAAUUUU